AGCAGAUUAUGUUCAGCAGUUGCCUUAUCUGGUUUGGCCCGGCUGCAGCAGGCACUGCAGAUAUCAAUCUAAUGCAAAGGUUUAGUAAAUCUGUCCCUCCGGGGGCUAAAGGAUCCAUCUAAGCCAAAAACCUCUUAGCCUUCUUACCCUACACUAGUCCAACCCAGUAACCAUGGGAAACUGUCUCCAAGACCAACAGCCAAUGUGUCCUAUUUUCCCUUCCUGAGGCCUGUGCUUCACUCAAAUGAGAACUGAUGAUAUAAAACUCAGGCUCUUUAAUCUAUACAUCAAAAGCACCCUGAUUCAAGAAAUAGACCAGCCAAAAAUAUAAUGCCAAAUAUUCCAUAUUUAAUGGAAUCAAAAUCAAUUGUGUACUCACUGCAAUUUGUCUUCGAUUUGUAAACCUGCGUAUUUGUAUCGCUCACUCGUUUAAUUUCUCUCUUCCUUCCUUUCUCUCUAUUUUCGCUCUCGCUCUCUCUCACACCGGGGCACCGGUCCUGCUGAGAGACGCUUGUGUCACACUGUCGUCACCAGCAGUCACCCAGGACCUCGCUCCAAGAUACUUCCCCUUCUCUCAGCUUGGCUCAGCGGGAUCGACUACAGUACUCAGUGCUGGUUGAGAGAAGGACCACGCAAUACUACUUAGGGAGGACAACACUAUACAGUCAUUUACCGACUCACCUGUUAACCUGCCUCAUAGUGCUUCUGUGGAAUUGGGGAGUUUUACAUUUGUGGAUAUCCAUUGAAGACAUCUGCAGUGUUGGAAGGACUAACUUUGUUGAUUUGUUAGAAGUUUGUGUUCUAAUCUCAAGGGGUUUUGGGGAUUCUUAUCAUUGUCCCGAAUAGCUUCAGACAUUCAUCGUUGGUACUUUGGGCAGCAUUUGAGGACACCUGAGGAACAGGGCUUUAAAGCGUGCAUAGAUGCUCCAAUGGGAUUCUGUCCAAAUGGUUUGGAUGCACUGUUGCCAACGUUGGCGUAUUCAACUAUGGAGUAAUUAAUCAAAUCGGACAUCUGCUUUCACAUAGACUUAUCAGGGUAAUACAAAGCCCCAAAUCCAAACCCGGCUGUGUGUAUGUGUAUCCUGGUGGCAGCAUAGUAUUGCUAUGUUUUUCUCCUGGAUUCUCUAGCAGAACACUUGAGUGUAUUACAUUAGCAUACAUUACAUUUUGCAUUCAAGUUCACCUCCACCCUAAAGUUCCACCUCAUGCCACACAUCCCUGCAGCUGAGGACUGCCUUUAGCUGACCUGGUAUCCCAGGUCAUCUAACUCUUGCCAUCUCACUGGGGCACAGAGUGCGGUGUGCAGGCUGGUCCACCGGGGCUUCAGGCCCCUGGCCCUGCUGAGGCCCAUAAGGCUGGAGCUGGGGGUGUACGUCGAGAAGAUCCGCACCAAGCAGAAACACAGGAUGGAGGCCUCAUGUCUGGAGUUGGCCCUGGAGGGAGAGAGGCUGUGUAAGGCAGGGGACUUUAAAGGGGGGACAGCGUUUUUCGAGGCAGCUGUGCAGGUGGGAACAGAAGACCUGAAGACCCUCAGUGCCAUCUACAGCCAACUGGGCAACGCCUACUUUUACCUGAAGGAAUACGGCAAGGCCCUGGAGUACCACAGACAUGACCUCACUCUGGCCAGGACAAUAGGGGACAGGAUAGGGGAGGGAAAAGCCAGCGGUAACCUUGGAAACACACUGAAGGUUUUGGGGCGCUUCGACGAGGCAACGGUGUGCUGUCAGAGACACCUGGACAUCUCUCAAGAGCAGGGGGACAAGGUGGGAGAGGCCAGGGCUCUGUAUAAUAUAGGGAAUGUGUUCCAUGCCAAAGGAAAGCAACAGCUAUGGGGCUGUACCCAGGACCCUGGGGACCUCCCACCAGUCGUCAGAGAUACACUGCAAAGGGCUACUAGCUUCUAUGAGAUGAAUCUGUGUCUGGUCAAAGAGCUGGGCGACCGAGCUGCUCAGGGCAGGGCCUUUGGUAACCUAGGCAACACCCACUACUUGCUGGGAAAUUUUGUGGAGGCCAUCAAAUUCCACAGACAGAGGCUGUCCAUCGCCAAGGAGUUUGGUGACAAAGCAGCUGAACGUAGAGCCUAUAGUAACCUAGGCAACGCUCUGAUUUUCCUGGGACAGUUCAACACUGCCACCGAGUACUACAGAAAAACUCUGCAACUGUCUCGUCAGUUGAAGGACAAGGUGAUGGAGGCACAGGCAUGUUACAGCCUGGGGAACACCUACACUUUGAUGCAACAGUACGAGAGAGCCAUAGACUACCACCUCAAACACCUCCUCAUAGCCCAGGAGCUCACGGACAGGGUUGGUGAGGGCCGUGCCUGCUGGAGUCUGGGAAAUGCCUAUGUGUCUUUACAGAACCAUCGCCAGGCCCUGCACUACGCCCGCAAAUACCUAGACAUUUCCAGAGAGAUUGGGGACAGGAAUGGCGAGUUGACUGCCAGGAUGAAUGUGGAGCAGAUGAUGGAGGCUCUGGGGGUCAACGAGAGUGACCUUUCAUCAUGUGGGUCAGAGUUCGAGGUGCAAGGAGCCAGACCAAAACACACCAAGAGAAACAGCAUGGACAGUGUCGAACUGUGGAAGUACUCGUCAGAUAAGAUUGGAGACAGCCAGGAUGUGGACAGUAUAUCCCGGAGAACCAAGAGUCAGCAGUCUCAGCCAGGCAGAGGGAAGGGCUACCCCGACAGCCUGUCCUCAGAUGACAGGCAGUGGUUGGAAUCCCCUGUGGACACCGAUGACAUAACUGUCCAAGUCCCGCCUCCAAAGCUAGGUCGUGACCCCUCCGAUGAGGACUGCUUCUUCGACCUUCUCAGCAAGUUCCAGAGCAGCCGCAUGGACGACCAGCGCUGCCACCUAGACGACCUGAACGAAGAGAAUGGAGAAAAUGGCGAGAACGGAGGGGCCGUCUCUCUCAAUGAAAUGCUAGACCCUACACUCAUCACGUCACCCCAGACAGAGGAGCUAUUUGACCUGAUCGUCAGUUCCCAGAGCCGUCGCCUGGACGACCAGCGGGUCAGCAUCAGCAACUUACCCGGCCUCAGGAUCACCCAUAACAACCUGGGCCACCUGUGUGUCGAUGCAGACCCCCAGGAGCCAAGCGAUGACUUCUUCAACAUGCUCAUGAAGUGCCAGUCCUCCAGGAUCGAUGACCAACGGUGUUCCCCACCAGAAGGGGGGCCCCGGGCCCCCACGGUGCCUGACGAGGACUUCUUUAGUCUGAUCCAGAGGGUACAGGCCAAGCGCAUGGACGAGCAGCGGGUCCACCUCCCAUCAGAUGAACAGGAUGGGCCCGACUCCGACCCAGAACCACCCUCCGGAGACUCCAGCUAGGGACCCAAGCACACAUCCCUCGGGGAGUCUGCCUCAUAGAAGGUGGAGAGAAAGAGGAGAAAUGGGCCACCACCUGAGGAGAUCUGUGAAGGGGUGAAAGUAAAUUAGGUUGAUGUGUGAUGCAAGAUCUGAACCCUAUGUGCAAUAUGUGGCCCCCUUUCAGCUGUUGUGAAUCUGUUUAGGUUUGAAAUGUGUGUAAAUCCGAUAAUGAUGAAAUGGAAUGUAUAUGAUACAUUUAUGUGAAUUAUGGUUUGGGGUGUUUCGCUAGGGAUUGAGACGCCAACAAGAAAUAACAGAUAUUCAUAUUUACCCCAUUUACUGCCUUAAUCAGUUUUUCUCUGACUCAGAUUGUAUUCCCAAGUGUCAGGGGUCUGUGGGUUCAAAGUGCAUGAUAGAAUAGUAUUAUUGCUGCUGGUAUUAUUGGUGUAGCAAACAGUAUUGGCUACAGUUUUCGGUGGCAACAACAUGGUUAGUUAAGGUCUCUUCAUCAUUGAGUUAAUGUCCUCUGGAGCACAACCAAACAGGUUUUCAAACAAUAUAUCAAUUUAUCAAAAUAGUAAAAGAUACAGUGAAAAUACAUUUUAUGGAUAAUAGUAUACAAAAUCAAGAAAAGCACAUUUUAGGGAGAAAUUCAAGGGAGAAAUUGAGUAGAUGGAUCAGGGGACUUUUUAGGACAGGAAGGGAGUAGAUGCACAGCCUAUGCACACAGAAUCCUGUUUUGCAGGGAACUCCUGCUAAAAUGCCACAGCUGUUGGUCUUCAAUUUCCAAUCAUCUUCAACAGAUGUCUCAUAUUCUGCUGGUUUACUGCCCCAUUGUGGUGAAACUUGUAUACUACAACUGUCCUGUGUACCCCAUUGGAAAUUAUUUGUAAUUCCUGCGGAAGAUUGAGGAUGUAAUCUUCUGCGCAAGUAUAUUGAUUUUAAGCACUUUUUAUUAUUUUAGUGACAAGCUAUACUUAAACUGUACAGUAUGUACAUUGCAUAUUUUUUGCUGAUCAUUUUUUAAAGGUUAGUGUAUUUGCAACAAAAAUGUCCUGUGUGUAUUUUAUUCAGUUGUGGAUAUCAGAGUUAUUCUGUUACAGACCCAGCAGACCAAAGACGGGUGCAAACUGAGGAAAGUAAACAAAAACGGCUUAUAGUAAGAUCUAACGUACUGUACAUAUAUGUUGCCUAACUGAUGUUCCACAAUGGACAUUUUAGUUGCUCUUCUUCUUAGGGACUCCAUUUGUAAACAUAUUAAUAUUAGCGUGUAGCUCUUCUUUGUACCUCAAGGGGUUGUGAACCUAACCCAGGAUGGGUCGUGGUCCAAAUGAUUCAUCUCCAUCUCUGUAGUAAGAGGGUAACAAGGUCCCCACUGUUCUCCAAAAAUAGUUGAUUUCCUCUAUUUUCUCAUACCUUAUGAGGAUAAACUUGGUCCAGACCUAUCCGCUAUGCUUCUAUUUGUCUCUGCCAUAUGUACAUAUUUUUUGUAUUUAUGUUCCAUUUGAGGACAUGAAGAUGUCCCCUCUGCUUUUAAUAAAAUGUUGAUUCAAAUGUU
This is a messenger RNA of Oncorhynchus mykiss (rainbow trout), 4866 nucleotides long. The record is from RefSeq and is a predicted model, not a curated record. NCBI's taxonomy places the organism in Eukaryota, Metazoa, Chordata, Actinopteri, Salmoniformes, Salmonidae.